This is a messenger RNA of Monopterus albus (swamp eel), 1392 nucleotides long. Its product is annotated as secretagogin. Gene Ontology annotation, cellular component: dendrite; synapse; nucleus. NCBI's taxonomy places the organism in Eukaryota, Metazoa, Chordata, Actinopteri, Synbranchiformes, Synbranchidae. Gene Ontology annotation, molecular function: calcium ion binding. The record is from RefSeq and is a predicted model, not a curated record. The coding region runs from base 134 to 952 and encodes 272 amino acids. The transcript is spliced from 11 exons. Gene Ontology annotation, biological process: regulation of presynaptic cytosolic calcium ion concentration; regulation of long-term synaptic potentiation.
CUCAUUUCGCCUGGAGGUGAAGUCAGAAUCACGUUUAUUUCAGUGGAUAAUCCUUGUGCUGUUUGUUUGUGGAAGAAGCUUUUUCCCUUGUUUUGCCGUCAGCAGGUCGACCUGUGGACUGGUUUUCAGCACCAUGGACCGUGCCUUGGCCAGGCUGGAUGCUGCGGGCUUCUUACAGAUCUGGCAACGUUUUGACAAGGACGAUAAGGGUUACAUCGAAGCAAAACAGCUGGAUGACUUCUUUCAGCACAUGUUGGAAAAACUCGGGAUGAAGAGAGAGGAGAUAACUAAGGGCAAAAUCAGAAGACUGAGAGAAAGGUUUGUGUCUGCCAGCAACACAGCAGCCGACGGACGUCUGCAGAUCCAAGAGCUGGCCACCAUGAUGCUGCCUGAAGAGGAGAACUUCCUGCUUCUGUUCCGCCGAGGGAUUCCACUGGACAACAGCGUGGAGUUCAUGAGGAUCUGGAGAAACUAUGACACAGACAGCAGCGGCUACAUCUCGGCCACCGAGCUCAAGGGCUUCCUUCACGACCUGUUCCUUCAACACAGGAAGUCCGUCACCCCCGAAAAACUGGAUGAGUACACCGAUACAAUGAUGAAGAUGUUUGACAAAAACAGGGAUGGCAGACUGGAUUUAAAUGACCUGGCCAGAAUUUUGUCUCUGAAAGAGAACUUCCUACUGAAGUUUAAGAUGGAUGCUUGUAGUCAAGAGGACAGAAAGAGGGACUUUGAGAAGAUCUUUGCACACUACGAUGUCAGUAAGACUGGAGCGUUGGAGGGUCCUGAGGUGGAUGGAUUUGUCAAGGAUAUGAUGGAGCUGGUGAAGCCCAACAUCAGCGGAGUAGACCUGGACAAGUUCAGGAAAUCCCUGAUGGGUCACUGUGACAUCAACGGGGAUGGAAAGAUCCAGAAGAACGAGCUGGCUCUCUGCCUCGGCCUCAAGCUCAGCUAACGGAGCCUCCUACUGUUCACACAAGUGACUUUUCCUUCUUUUACUUCCUCUGCUUAUUUAAACUUCUUUCUUUCCACUCUUCUUCAUCUUGUACGCUCUCCUUCCUUCGUCUUGCUAUGUGACUCCUCCACCUGUACUGUUCUCACCCAGUUUGAUGUUAAAAAGACAAUGCAACUAGUUUAUGCCAUUAAACACAAUACAUUCCCACAAUUUUAUAUAUUUUUCUGUAUUAAACUCCUGCAGUAGUGAACAUAGUGUAUUAAACGUGGAUCUCUGCCUGCAUGGCUUAAAAAUAGCUUUGACAUAUAAGAUGGAAAAACUAUCUAGCUGGUGUUUUCAUGACUGCAUGGCCUGAUGCUGCUUUGCAAUGUGCCAAUAUAUGAAACUGUGUUUGCAUGACGUGCUUGUGAAUCCAGUAAAAGUAAACUUAUUUAAUUCUU